Messenger RNA from Homo sapiens (human), 779 nucleotides. RefSeq names its product testis expressed basic protein 1 (gene TSBP1). The record is from RefSeq and is marked validated. Gene Ontology annotation, cellular component: membrane. Lineage: Eukaryota; Metazoa; Chordata; Mammalia; Primates; Hominidae.
AUCAUUUGCUUAGGUCUGAUCAAUCUGCUCCACACAAUUUCUCAGUGAUCCUCUGCAUCUCUGCCUACAAGGGCCUCCCUGACACCCAAGUUCAUAUUGCUCAGAAACAGUGAACUUGAGUUUUUCGUUUUACCUUGAUCUCUCUCUGACAAAGAAAUCCAGAUGAUGCGAGACCUGAUGAAGACAAUACAUGGAAAAUGACAGUCUUGGAAAUAACUUUGGCUGUCAUCCUGACUCUACUGGGACUUGCCAUCCUGGCUAUUUUGUUAACAAGAUGGGCACGACGUAAGCAAAGUGAAAUGCAUAUCUCCAGAUACAGUUCAGAACAAAGUGCUAGACUUCUGGACUAUGAGGAUGGUAGAGGAUCCCGACAUGCAUAUUCAACACAAAGUGACACUUCAUGUGAUAACCGAGAGAGAUCCAAAAGAGAUUACACACCAUCAACCAACUCUCUAGUGUCUAUGGCAUCUAAGUUCUCCCUGGGACAAACAGAACUCAUUCUUCUUUUGAUGUGUUUUAUUUUAGCACUGUCUCGAUCAAGUAUUGGUAGUAUAAAAUGUUUACAAACAACUGAAGAACUUCCUUCCAGAACUGCAGGAGCCAUGAUGCAAUUCACAGCCCCUAUUCCCGGAGCUACAGGACCUAUCAAGCUCUCUCAAAAAACCAUUGUGCAAACUCCAGGACCUAUUGUACAAUAUCCUGGACCCAAUGCUGGUCCACCUUCAGCACCCCGCGGUCCACCCAUGGCACCCAUAAUAAUUUCACAGAGAACCGCAAUA